Molecule: messenger RNA, 2312 nt
Organism: Daldinia caldariorum
Lineage: Eukaryota; Fungi; Ascomycota; Sordariomycetes; Xylariales; Hypoxylaceae
Exons: 5
Coding region: 42-2312 (756 amino acids)
Source: RefSeq, a predicted model, not a curated record
CGUAUUCAUAUAGGAUUGACUACCUACGAAGUACUACACAAAUGUCUUCUCCCCGUUUAAUUGCAGUUGUUGGCGCCACCGGCGCGCAGGGUAUCCCCGUGGUGCGGGAUCUCCUACAAUCCGAAACCUACGCCAUCCGAGCGCUCACGCGCGACGCCUCCAGUGCCCGCUUCCGUAAGCUACAGUCCUUCGGGGCGGUGGAGCCUGUCGUCGGCACAUUUGCUUCCGAGAAGGACCUACGAGCGACCUUCCGCGGCGCGUGGGGUGCGUUCGUUAAUAUCGACGGUUUCAACUCCGGCGAGAAGACUGAAAUCUUCUGGUCCAUCCGGGCGUACGAACUGGCUAUCGAGGAGGGCGUGCAGUUUUUCGUGUUUGGAAAUCUUGAUUAUGCGUACAAGAAGAGUGGCUAUAGGCCGGAGUUCAGAACCGGCCAUUAUGAUGGAAAAGGACGUAUCGCCGAGUGGAUCCUGCAGCAGAACCGCGAAAACCAGAAUCGCAUGAAGGCAGCUGUUUUUACGACAGGGCCGUACAUGGAGAUGACCAUUUCCCGUAACACGCCCAUGGCCGUUCAUGUCGAGAACGGCGUGGCGACAUGGCGGCUUCCUCUCAAAGAUGGGGCCGUGCCAUAUGUCUCCCUCGAUGAUUGCGGUUACUACGUGAAAUGGCUAUUUGACCACCCCGAGCGAGCUAAUGGCCUCGACCUACAAGUCUCCAUAGACCACGUUGGGCUCGAGGAGCUAGCGCGUGCCUUCGAAAAAGUCACGGGGCACCCGGCGAGAGCCGUCGACGUCGGAUUCGAUGAGUAUUUCUCCCGGGUGUGGACGGGGGUGGACUCUUCGAGCCCCGCGGGGUAUAAUGCGGAUCCGGAGGACCCGGCGACGUUGAGUAUCAGGCAGAAUUUCUCGGGGUUUUGGACUACAUUUCAGAACUCCGGUGGGAAUCAGGGUGUCCUAACACGAGACUACAAGUUACUAGACGAGAUUCAUCCCGACCGCGUCAGGAGCGCGGAAGAGUUCUUUCGGCGAGAGAAUGAGAAAGGCAUUAAAGAGGGGCUUGGUACGCUCUGGGAGAGAAUCCAGCCAGGUAGAAUUGGUCACAUACUGAAGAUUACUGAGGACAGGAGAGCUGCCAUGAAGAACUCGCGCGAAGCCAAAAAGCCAGCGGGCGAGCACGCCGAGCACUUCCAGCGUCUUCGAAGCCGCAGGCUCAGCAUGCGAGAGCGAGAAGAACCGAAGCACAUCCCUGCGACGCUUCAAAGUCAGCGAGGCCAAGAGGUACCAGAGAUCGUAUUUCCCCAGCAUAUAGACCUGACCGCGAGGGGGCGAAGACCUUCCGCGUCCGGGAAGUUUUACAGCGGCAUACCCGGUCCCAAUGAGACCCAGACGCACAGGGUCCACUACCAGCAAAGGAAGCCGAGAUCCAUCGAUGCCGGCAUACCGGAAGAGGGGGCCAAGAUGAUGGCUCCGCUGAAAGAACCGGAACUGACAAGUUCUGCGAAAAUGGAGGUUCCUGAGGUCAGAGCGAUCCCGUUGGAUUUACCGAAAGAACCGGCUCCGAGUACGGUGCCUGACGCGACGUAUGAGCCCGCGCAUUUGCUGCGACAAAACGCUGCGUACUUUGACACGGACCAGGAUGGGAUUAUCUGGCCGAGGGAUACGUACAAGGGCUGCAGGAAACUAGGAUCGGGUAUCACGUACUCGUGUUUAACUGCGUUUGUCCUCCACUUAAUCUUCUCCUAUCCUACCGGUCACAGCUACAUGCCAGAUCUCCUGCUUCGCAUCCGAUACGAUAGUUCUAGCAACGGAGGCCAUACUACUAGCCAUGCGCCUUACGAUGAAAAAGGGCAGGCGAGACGUGAUCAAGUAUGCGAAAGUAUCCUGGGCAAGUACGACAGCGAUAAUAAAGGGGGUAUGAACCUCCGCGAUACCCUGCGUUUUUGGAGGGAUCAAAAACCCGUAUCUACUUUAUACAGCUCAAGUCUUAUUGGACUAGAAUGGCUGACUCUCUAUAUUGCACUCCGGCGGCGUAACGGGAUUAUUCCUAGCGAAGAUAUCCAUACGGCCUUUGACGGCAGCAUCUUAUUCAAGAGGUCCGAGGAGCGGCAGCGGAAGAACGAGAUGCACCAUAAGCACACCGAAAACGAAGCAAAAAAAGAGGAAGACAGGAGCGAUAAACGCUUCCAUCCGGUGAAGCUUGUCGUAGCAAUUAUCAUUGGGCUUGCCACUACCAUUUGGGCAUUACCAGGUUUACUUCGCAACCCACUAAGCUGGGGGAAGUACUGGUGGGUGAAAAACAACACUGCUCAAGGGUAG